Molecule: messenger RNA, 1262 nt
Organism: Myripristis murdjan (pinecone soldierfish)
Lineage: Eukaryota; Metazoa; Chordata; Actinopteri; Holocentriformes; Holocentridae
Exons: 6
Coding region: 228-1262 (344 amino acids)
Molecular function (GO): GTP binding
Source: RefSeq, a predicted model, not a curated record
CAGACCAGAUGCAGAUUGUGGAGGGGAGAAAGAAGAAGAGUUUGCAACAGGACAGCACCGACAGAGACGAGGCAACACUCCUCACAGAGCUGAGAGAACACAAGGCAGAACGUGGUCCUGGUGAAGCUCUCGUUCUGACAACAGGGAAGGAUGUAAUAGACCAAACUUGGUGGAUUACACUCCCAUACACCAGCAAAUUCCACUGUAUGGCAUGACAAGCAGAUGGGAUGGAGGAGGACAUGGAAACAGAAUCCUUCAGUCUUCUGAUAGGAGACUCCGAUGAGCAUCAGGAUCAGGAUGAGAACAUUAUUGAUCGUUUUACAGACGAGGCUGAUACGCCGAUGGAUAUAAAUCCAGCAUCUGAGAGUGCUUCAUCAACUGGAGAAAAAUUGGUGCCUGAGCUUACGGUUGUGGUGAUUGGUGACACAAAUUCUGUGCAGCCGGGAUCAAGAAACCUCUUACUCGCUCCUGAUGACCAAGCAGCUGCAGUAGAUGAUUGCAUACACUUUUCAUCCAAAUUGUAUGACUUGUGUGGUCGGCACAUAUCUGUGAUUAACUUACUUGGCCUUCAAAAUGCUGAGCAGCUGGAACAGGGGUCACUGCUGAGUCGCAUUGAUCAGAUUGUACAUGAGCAGGGAAUUCAUGCCUUUCUCUUGCUGAUACCAAAUGGUCAGCAUGUCAGCCACUACACUUCAGGAGUGCAGCGGUUAGAACAAAUAUUUGGGAAAGGAUCACUUGCUUUUGCCAUUACUGUUGUGACUCAUGACUCAGAUGAAAAAUGUGACAGUGCGCUGACAGACCUGAAAGCCAAUAGUGAAUUUGAUGAAAAAAGGUACCACACAUGUUCAAAACAUAUGAGUGAUGAAACAGAGAUAAUAGCUUUAAUAGAAAAAAUAGAUGUCAUGGUCUCUGACAAUGAGCCAAACCACUACAGAGGAGCAGUGUGCACUAAAAACAAAGAGCAGCAGCCGAUAAUGGACCAAAAAACCAGUGAAGAAGAGAGGACCAGCGACUCUGUGGUUCAGCAAACUGCUGAAAGUGAUGAAGAGAAGGAUGAAUUGGAGGAUGAAGCAGAAACCAAGAAUAAGUGUGAACCAGUGAGUGAACCUGAUGGUGUCAUAAGCUCAGAGACGAAUGAAACCGCUGAACAACAUAACAAGACAAUAAUAAGAGAUUCUGAAAUCAAGUCUGUCGACACAUCUGCUGCAAAUGAGAAAGGUAUUGAUUGCGUGAUCACUUGGAUGCUCUUCAAUGUAAUUUAA